Zasmidium cellare ATCC 36951 is the source of this 1914-nucleotide messenger RNA. RefSeq lists its product as uncharacterized. The transcript has 3 exons. The record is from RefSeq and is a predicted model, not a curated record. Gene Ontology annotation, molecular function: deoxyribodipyrimidine photo-lyase activity; damaged DNA binding; FAD binding. Gene Ontology annotation, biological process: photoreactive repair. The coding region runs from base 1 to 1914 and encodes 637 amino acids. NCBI's taxonomy places the organism in Eukaryota, Fungi, Ascomycota, Dothideomycetes, Mycosphaerellales, Mycosphaerellaceae.
AUGCAGCGUGUUCUGGUCUAUCUCCUCCGACGAGACCUUCGACUGGCCGAUAACCCAAUCUUCCAUGAGAUUGCUCGAUUGAACUCGCAGUCACAGAAGCCUUUCACUCAUGUCUUGCCGGUCUACGUCUUUCCCGCUGCGCAGGUCGAGGUUUCGGGCUUCCUCACGUCAGAUGGAGAUAAAUCACCUUAUCCAGAAGCGCGUUCCAAGGUUGGCGGGUUCUGGAGGUGUGGGAAGCUACGAUCAAAGUUCCUGGCCGAAAGCAUCUGGGAUUUGAAGACUGAUCUCGAACGGAUCUCGAGUGGACUGGUGAUACGGGUUGGCACAGUGAGAGGUGCUGUUCAAUCGAUCCUGGAGGGCUUUCGUUCUCAGAAGGACGCCGAGGUUCAUGGAGUCUGGAUGACCAGCGAAGAGGGAUGGGAGGAGAAGAUUGAAGAGAAUGAUGUCAAGGAACUCAUGGAUGAAGAGAAAGGAGAGUUCAAGCUAUGGCCGGAUGAGAAGUACUAUGUCGACGACCGGGAUUUGCCAAUCCAGGAGUCAGAGGAGCUAUCAGAUGUCUUCACUACAUUCAGGAAGACAGUUGAGCCUCUUAGAACAGCCCCUCGAAAGGAGCAUCCCACGCCAGGGAGUCUGCCUCCCCUGCCAGAUUCUAUCCCUGACCAGGCUGCACCGUUCUCAAUACCUUCCACAUACGACGGAUUAGAGUCUGCCCUCUGGAAGCCUUUUGAGAAUGACGAGCCGCCUCCAAAUGCUCCUACUCAUCCCCCAGGGGCAGAAUCUGCACAUCCGUUUACUGGAGGCUCCAAGGCUGGUCAUGAGAGAGUUCUCGACCUCAUCGAAUCUGGAUCGAUGACUGCCUACAAAGACACUCGAAAUGGGUUGUUAGGUCUGGACUUUAGCACGAAGUUGUCAGCUUGGCUGGCACUGGGAUCCAUCUCCGCGAGGCAGGUCCAUUGGAAAUUGAUCGAUUUCGAAGACGGCAAGACCGACGUUGGGAAGGGCGUCGAUGGGUAUGGCCAGGGUGAAAACAAGGGCACAGCAGGCGUUCGUUUCGAGCUGCUUUGGCGAGACUACAUGCGACUUUGCACUCGCAAAUUCGGCGUCAGGCUCUUCUUCGUCGACGGAUACCGUCAAGACCCCAGCGCAAAGUCCAAAUUCAUCAGCUCGCCAUACACGCACUCGACCCAGAAGAAGAACACCCAAGGGGUCGACGACACCAGCACGCGCAUCACAGUCGAGCGCUUCAUCACAGGACGCACCGGAACGGGACUGAUAGACGCCUCGCAGCGAGAACUUUUCCUGACUGGCUGGACGUCUAACCGUUCGCGGCAAAACGUAGCAUCCUACCUCUCAAAGCACCUUGGCAUCGAUUGGCGCAUCGGAGCCGAGUGGUACGAAAUGAACCUUAUCGACUACGACGUCUCGAGCAACUGGGGCAACUGGCAGUACGUCGCGGGAGUCGGCAACGAUCCACGAGGCGAUGCGCGCGUCUUCAACCCUGUCAAGCAGGCCGUCGACUACGAUACCAAUGGCGAGUACGUCCGGACUUGGGUCCCGGAACUUCGCGAUGUUGGCCGAAGCAACACUACUGCAGCAGCUACUAGUGCUGGAGCUGCCGACGAUCGUGCUGCUGCGAAGCCCGCCAACGACAGUCUGGAGUCGCUCAUGGGGGUUUUCCAGGCGUGGAGGAUUCCUGCGGAGGAGAAGAAGCGCUUGGGACUCGAGGGCGUGGAGUGGGUCGAGAAGCCGCUCAUCCGGAUCGACUUUUCUGUCAAUCGGCGCGGUGGGGGGUCGAGACGGGGGAAUCGAGGAGGAGGGGAUGGUGGGUUUCGUGGUCGUGGUGGGAGAGGGCGUGGGAGGGGAGGACGAGGUGGUGGUGAUUAUGGUCGUGGGCCGAGGGGUAGUGGGCAGUAG